GCGAGCAAUCAUCACUGGCGCGAGUCACACAGAGGCGAGCGGCGACAGUAUCUUUUACAGAGGACCGGAUUCUUGUAUUAUUCACCGGCUGUGAAUGUGAGCUCGGGCCUCGUUGAUGAUGAGGCAGCGCUUGAACUGAAUAUACGCGUUCGUGUUUUCUGGUGAUGAACUGAGAAGAAAAACUGAACUCUUUUGACCAGUUACCCUGCCCAGUGCGGUACAUGUAUGCAGCUCUAUCGAGCUCCACCACAAGAACUAUUUCAGGACGCUAUCAUGGAAAAAUACACGCGACUUUCCACUGGUCUGUCGAUAUGUCAGAGGAUAGUUUGAAUGGACGUUUUCAUUUAUAUAGCUAAUGCUUUUAUGUCAUGUUUUACAUGCAGCUGUUUUAUUCUGAAUAGAAGGAAAGCGCAUAAUAGCUUCGGUUAUGUCCAGAUGACAACCCGCAUCUGGUCUGACAGUGAUGCAACAGCAUUUAUUAACGUUGCAUGCACAGAGUUUUAAUAAGCUGUUAAAGCGCUGCUGGAGCUUAAACUGUUGCACUGAGAGCUGACAUAAGAAUAGGAUCUCUUUGUCGACGAGCACUGAGAAUCUAGGAAGAGGGGGAUCGACAAUUUGGGUGUCCUGACACAAACGACAAUCCAGAUACAACAAUGGCAAAUGACUCCAUCCAAAGUGACCCCGGUGGGUUGUCUGUUCUAGAGCAGCUAGGCUUAGACCACAGCUCCGAUUUCUCUGACUCGAGCGUUCAGCAGAGGUUGGAUGAACAGCGAGAGCGAAUUCGUAGGGAAAUCCGGAAGGAGCUGAAGAUUAAAGAGGGGGCAGAGAAUCUCCGCAGAGCCACUACAGAUAAACGAAAUGCUCAGCAAGUGGAGAGUCAGUUGCGGACCUCCAAUCGACGUCUGGACUCGCUGCACGCUCAGCUUCAAGAGCUGGACGCUCAUAUCGUCGUCAAAGGGACAGAUGAUUCACGUGAUGAUGCUCCUCAGUCUCCAGGAGCAGAGAGCAGGUCGUCGGCGCAUAAGGAGAGAAUCGCUGCACUGGAAAGGCAGUUAAACAUUGAACUUAAAGUCAAACAGGGGGCGGAAAAUAUGAUCCCCAUCUACGCCAACGGCUCCACCAAGGAUAAGAAGAUGUUGCAGACAGCUCAGCAGAUGCUACAGGACAGCAAGACAAAGAUCGACAUCAUCCGCAUGCAGAUCCGGAAAGCAGUGCAGGCCUACGAACACAACGAUGAUACACAGGGAAAGCCUGACCCGUGUGGUAUGGAGCUACGGAUUGAGGAGCUCAGACACCAUUACCGCGUUGAGCACGCCGUCGCUGAGGGAGCAAAAAAUGUCCUUAGACUUCUUGGAGCCAGUAAAGUACAGGACAAGAAGGCCAUGUCAGAGGCUCAGUGUCGUCUAAGCGAGUCUUCUCAGAGGUUGGAUCUCCUGCGAGAUUCAUUAGAUCAGCGGUUAGCAGAACUUCCUGAGGAUCAUCCCAAAGCAUCUGUUAUUAAAGAGGAGCUGGUGUUAGCCUCCUCACCAGCGUUCAGCUCUCGACACGGCGCCCCCUACCUGCACAACCAGUACAGCACCCUCUCCAAACCCUCUCCCCUCACUGGCACUCUUCAGGUCAUAUUGCUGGGCUGUAUGGGUGUGCUAGAGGUGGUUCCCGGACGUUCCCGCGGCAGCCAGGUAGUGUUGCCCUGUUACAGCCCUGGAGAAGGGCGGUCCUUUAUGCGGAGUGGAAAAGGCCUGUACAGUCGCAGUGGCAGCGUUAGCGGAAAAACACCCCCCAAAACAGACGAUCUCUCCUCGGAGGUGAGCGCAGUGCUGAAGCUGGAUAACACAGUCGUGGGACAGACGGCAUGGAAGACGGUUGGAGAACAGGGCUGGGAUCAGACCUUUACCAUAGAGCUGGAGAGAUCCAGAGAGAUGGAGAUUGCUGUGUACUGGAGAGACUACCGAUCUCUGUGUGCGCUGAAAUUUCUCAAGUUGGAGGAUUUCCUGGACAACCAGAAACACAGAGUACAGCUAGAGCUAGAACCACAGGGACUGCUGUUGGCAGAGGUUACCUUCUUUAACCCCGUGAUCGAGAGGGUUCCACGGCUAAAACGGCAGAAGAAAGUUUUCUCUAAGCAACAGGGUAAAGCGUUCUCGCGAGCUCGGCAGAUGAAUGUUGAUAUCGGCACUUGGGUGAGGUUACUGAGGAACGCCAUACCAACCGUCAACAACACAGGAACCUACAGCCCUCACGCACACUCAGUACAGACAGGGGAGAUAUCAGUGGAGAAGUUGAGUUUAGACUACGACUCACCGAUGAAGGUGGACAUCCGGCGAGAUGUGAUAGAUACAGGCACUCCAGAACGACCACCGGCCACUGAGCCCGUCCCUGCUCCUGACCUCACCACACCUGAACGCCAAAUCAGAACACAUUCAUUGAGCAGUAAACAGAAGAAGACUCCUUUGAGCCUGCAGGAUUUCCGACUAAUAGCUGUUCUUGGCAGAGGCCAUUUUGGAAAGGUGCUGUUGGCAGAAUACAAGAAGUCAGGCAGUAUGUACGCCAUUAAAGCCCUGAAGAAAGGAGAUAUUGUGGCCAGAGAUGAAGUAGAAAGUUUGAUGUGUGAGAAGCGCAUUUUCGAGACGGUGAACAGCGCGCAGCACCCCUUCCUCGUGAACCUGUUUGCGUGUUUCCAGACUUCAGAACAUGUGUGUUUUGUCAUGGAGUACACAGCAGGCGGCGACCUCAUGAUGCACAUACACGCAGAUGUCUUCACCGAGCCACGGGCUGUGUUCUAUGCUGCUUGUGUAGUUUUAGGGCUUCAAUUUUUACAUGACAACAAGAUUGUGUAUCGAGAUCUUAAAUUGGACAACUUGCUGCUUGACACAGAUGGUUACGUGAAGAUCGCUGACUUUGGAUUGUGUAAAGAAGGUAUGGGUUUUGGUGACCGGACCAGUACGUUCUGUGGGACUCCGGAGUUUUUGGCUCCUGAGGUUCUAACAGACACGUCAUACACGCGGGCCGUGGACUGGUGGGGACUCGGAGUGCUUAUAUACGAGAUGUUGGUGGGAGAGUCCCCAUUUCCAGGUGAUGAUGAAGAGGAGGUUUUUGACAGCAUAGUGAAUGAUGAAGUUCGUUAUCCACGGUUCCUUUCCUCAGAGGCCAUUGGCAUCAUGAGGAGGUUACUAAGAAGAAAUCCAGAAAGACGACUUGGUUCCAGUGAGAAAGAUGCAGAGGAUGUAAAGAAACAGCCUUUCUUCAGGAAUAUGGACUGGGACGCUCUCCUCCUCCGUAAACUCCCUCCUCCCUUCCUUCCGACUAUCGGAAACAAAGAAGACGUCAGCAACUUUGACGAGGAAUUCACAACGGAAGUGCCGACUCUCACGCCGCCUCGUGAACCCCGGGUGCUAUCGCGCAAGGAUCAGGACAGCUUCCGUGACUUUGACUAUGUCUCUGACCUCUGCUGAGAGCGUCUUCACUGUGAUAGUGCCGUAGAGAGACACUUCAUCUCCGUGACUCAGCAACAACGAGGACAAGAGUGGCCAAUUUUGAGUGUUCUGCGUGAAUUGUGAAUGUGCUGGACCUUUGAACACUGUGAUGGAAGAAAGACAACGCCGGAAAACAGUUAGAAUCGGAUUAAAGACAAAAAGCUUGUUUCUUGCCAGCAGGUGUAGCGGUGCAUUUGAUCAUUUUUUUAAUAUUGCGCCUCAACUCUACAAGACUGAGUGGUUUGGAUGAAGCAACACACUAAAGUUUUCAGUUACAGAUGCAAUUGUAGAAAAACAUUAUUCUCAGUCAGCCACGAUUCAGUUAUUCAACUAGUGAAGGUGUCCAAUAACAGGUGUGAUAUUAAAGUCUUCAUCUCAUGUGAACGGUCAUACUUUUAAACUGUUCAGAAGUACUAUUUAUUUCAUUAGAACUAAAGUGUUUUUAAAAAAGAAAAAAAAUGACUGAGUGCACCGUUAAACUUGUUAACAUUUUUGAUUUGUCUUCAAGUGUCAUUUCUACUUUUGGAAAAUGCAUCUUGUCUUAAUAAAGACAAUGUGACGGUAUAUUUUAAAACUUGAAGCAAAUCAAUAAAGGUUGCACAGAAGCAUCUUAGUGAAAUUUUGUAAAUGAUACAACAAAGAGCAUAUUGGGAAAUGCAUUUCUGUUCGUUCUCGCAUUUAGGGGAAAAUGAUCUUUGACGACCACUGAGGAGCUGGUAACAUCUGCAACAUCUUCCUCCAUUCAGCCUUCCAUUUUUCAUACGAUACUGUCUGAACUGCCAUUCCCAAAGGAACUUGCGUUAGAGAUGCUUUUCUGCAGACACUGUGACGUUAAAUGGAAAACGAGAGUUACGCCGAAACCAGGCUUAUUUAAUUGGCUAAUUUAGGCUUGAACUUUAAUGAAUGUGUACAUGCUCUUGGAGUUCUCAGUGGUUAAGGACGUAAAACCUCUUUAGACUUGUUCUCACCAAAAUACAUCUUCAAGCGCUUCAUCUCUUACAUGUUAGAUGUGAAAGUCAAGCAUAUUGAAAUAUAGUACAUCAGUCCUGUUUGAAGACAGCUUGGUCUCCAUUCAUUAAGUGCACUUUUUUUAGUAUGGUUACCUUUAUGAAUUUUUACAAAAACAAACAAACCUCUUAUAUAAAACUGGUUUGAACAAAAUGCCUUAAAAUAUUGCUUCUGUCUGCUCUGGUUUUUGUUCUUCCUGUUUAUUUGAGCAAAUAGCUAAUAGCUGGAAACUUACAUCUUGAUUGGAUAAUCAUUAAAAAGGCAGAAUGUGUUUCACAUUUUGAAUUUGACAGCAAGCAGAUGUGUAAUUUAGUCUGUCAUCAUCACUCAUUACUUUUAAGUACAUUUUGAGGCUUUGUUUUUCUAAAGCACAGUGGCAAAUGUGAGAAUCGUGUUGUCUGACAAAUUCAUUCACGUCGUUUAUUUUAUCCACUUUAUUAUUCCCGUAAGAAUCCGUAAUUUUAUGGGUCUGGCUUCCGGUCUCAUUCACAUCCAGCUAUUUUUAGCUGUACAGAACAGCUGGCUUGCUGUUUGAUAUUGCAAAUAGGUGUUUCUUACCAUAUUAUUUUAAUGUAUUAUCUUAAUUAUGAACACAAUCGUUUGUAGCAGACAGCUUUACAGUUUACUGCACCUUGUUAUUCUUCUUGUUUCCCUAUAGCGGCUAAUGAACCGGAAGUCUCGCCCAUAGGCCUGCUUACUUCCGCGUUAAAUAAAGUAAAACUGAGUACUUCAAGACAGUGUCUGACAAAACGACAGAUAAUUUUAAUUCAGACCUAAAGGUCUUUGAGAACUCAAAUAUUCGACGAAAAUGUGAUUGUACUUGAGUAUAAGAGUAAGAAUGUGUUUUUGAUUAUUUUCAAGUCCAAUCAUUGACAGUCUCUGCAAACAUUUAUUUUUAACGUUAGACGAUUUGAUAAAGCUGAGCAAAAGGUAUAAAAAGACGUUUAAAGACUUCAUGGCCUCAAAUAGCACACACUUUGUCUCUGUAUACAUGUUUUCAAAUAGAUAUCUGUUAUCAGAAAAGACAUCUGUUAUAAAGAAAACAAUCUCUGUUGUUUAUUUUAGUCAUGUUACAAAUGAAUGGUGACUAGUGACUGUUAUGUGUUCGUUCUGGUUUCACACCCUUUAUUACCUCAGAGCUGUUUUGAUGCCUUUGAAACAUUUUGUGCAGUUUUUAUUAGACAGUUUGUGCGAACAGCACAACAUGACAUAUCUGUUACUUGCAGGGAGCAGACGAAUAAAUAGUUUUUAAAGCAUUUGAUCACACACCCCUGGUGAAAAAACCAGCAUAUGCUGGUAGAUAUGUUUUGAUGCUGGAAUGCUGGUUAGGCAGGUUUUGAUGCUGGUGUAAGCUGGUCCGAUGCUGGUUUAUGCUGGUCCUUAGCUGGUUUUUGCUGGUCAUGUACCAGCAUGAACCAGCAAAGGACCAGCUUAAACCAGCAUCAAAACCUACCUAACCAGCAUAUGCUGGUUUUUUCACCAGGGACGGAAUUGGCUGAAGCUGGAAAAAAAAAAAAAAAACCCACA
Messenger RNA from Labeo rohita (rohu), 6008 nucleotides. It is a transcript of the gene pkn1a, whose product is annotated as protein kinase N1a. The transcript has 22 exons. Gene Ontology annotation, molecular function: protein serine/threonine kinase activity; small GTPase binding; ATP binding. Bases 654 to 3452 code for a protein of 932 amino acids. The record is from RefSeq and is a predicted model, not a curated record. Lineage: Eukaryota; Metazoa; Chordata; Actinopteri; Cypriniformes; Cyprinidae. Gene Ontology annotation, biological process: signal transduction; protein phosphorylation.